Messenger RNA from Exophiala oligosperma, 2049 nucleotides. RefSeq lists its product as uncharacterized. Gene Ontology annotation, molecular function: DNA binding; zinc ion binding. Gene Ontology annotation, biological process: DNA-templated transcription. Lineage: Eukaryota; Fungi; Ascomycota; Eurotiomycetes; Chaetothyriales; Herpotrichiellaceae. The transcript is spliced from 7 exons. The coding region runs from base 1 to 2049 and encodes 682 amino acids. The record is from RefSeq and is a predicted model, not a curated record. Gene Ontology annotation, cellular component: nucleus.
AUGGGAGAAAGCUCGCCAGUCGCAAUCAACGCUAUCUCUACAAGCGGAAUAAACCGACCACCUGUGUCGCAGGAGGGAUAUCUCGGGAUUCCGACAACACUGGUGCCCACAUUAGUCGACAUCUACUUUGAUCACGUCUACAAUGCACAUCUUCUCCUCCACAAGCCCUCAUUUCUUGCAUCACUCGCUGCCGGUACUGUUCGGCCACACAUUGUACUAAGCGUUUGUGCAUGGGGAGCAAAAUUCUACCGAGACGCCAGUGGUCAAGCUACAUUGAAAGAACAUGGCUUCAUGAUUGAAUGGGCUCAACGUGCUGGCAAGCUUGUUUUCCAAGAGGUAGAGGACCUUGACGAAGACAACAUCGUCACUUUUCUCACUCUCGGCCUCUUCUGGCAUAGCUCAGGAACGGCAUUCAACUUAAUGUCCAUCACAGGCCUUGGAGAAGACACAAUGCGUGCGCAAAAGUCACUCAAGUGUGAAAUCCGUCGUCGUCGGUUCUGGACUUUCUAUUUGAUGCACUGCCAUAAUGGCGAAGACUUUUCAAUUGUCCGACAAACUGCGGAUAUCGACAACCUACCCCUUCCGUGGCCGUCGAAAGACUUCAAGAGCGGAAUAACCGACACCGCUCCAGCAUUUCUCAAUUCAAAGACGAGUAAUGGGGGAGUUUACAUGGAGGUUAUUCGAGCAUUGACUCUCUGGAAUUUUGUUCUAGCAUUCUUCAAAACCCCCGAUGAGCUCAAAACAAGAGUGCCCGCAAUUCACGCCCUUGAUGAAGAAUUAUCAAUUUGGUGGCUCCAACUUCCUCCCGAGUUUCGCCUGACACCAUCUAACCUCAUGGACACACCAUAUGAUGAGAUACCGCGAGUUAUGCUGAUCAACAUGGUUUAUCAUCAAGCUCUCUGCGCACUGCAUGCUUCUAUAGUGCCGCUGUUCUGCUGGGGAGAUGGUGAUGAGACUUGGCUUUCUGCCCGACUACUCUCCGCGCAAAUCGCCUAUGAGCAUGCCUGUGCCGCCUCAGAACUGAUUCGUGCAGUUCUGUCUGACUAUGACCGAGUCUGCGCGAUGCCUAGUUUUGUCGCCUACGCCGCCUAUUGUGGAUGUGCCAUCCAGAUACCAUUCAUGUGGAGUCCGAACUCGGUCGUGAAGGACAGAGCCCACAUCAAUGUGAAGGCCAACAUGGAGAUGAUCCGACUAGCAGCCGAGGAUUGGAAAUUUUCGGCCGUUUUGAAAGUCUUCGUCCGAUGCUUGUACAAUGUGCACAAGAAAAACCCGGUCGUUUUGGAGGACGAGCCAAAGCACAUUGAUCCACGCAAGCUGACUAACUUCAGAGUGAACGCUCCCCAUGCUCAAGCGUCCAUCCUCGAGUUCAACCGGAUCUUACGUUCCAAGAACGAUGGUUACCUCAGCCCAGGCCAGCUGGAAACCAUCGGAAUUGAGCAAGACUCCAUCGGCGCCGGCAACGGACUCGAGUCUCGGGCCUCGAAUCAUGUUGCCGACGAUGAAAAUCCUCCUCUGAUCCCAAUACCACAGACUCCGAACGAUACAGAAGACGACAGUUGGCUUCCUCCCCAUGAAGUGACUUGUCAGGUCGCGGAUGAUCCACCUCUAUUGACUCUGCAUGAACCACUUGACAAUCACUCAAGUAAUAGCGCAUCAAUGUAUCCAAAUCCAGAGCAGCACCCGCAACACUAUGAGGAGCCACUAGGAGUGACAAAAUCGCAAAGGGCAUCUCAUUCUCAACCCGCCGUCAUUGUCCCGAACCACACCAUCGACAUAUUCCAUCCCUUGCUCGAUCCUCAGAUGCUGGACCUGUUUCCGGACGGAGACGUUCCCGACUUGUCGCAAUUCGACACUAGUCCGUUCAAUCUCGAUUAUUUUGACCUUGAAAUGUUGAGUGGCAGUGGUACCAGUGGCCAGGAUUCCGGCGGCGGUGCUAGGCUGCCCACUGGAGUGAAUAACCACCAGGAUAUACUGACGUCUGGAUGGAGUCCGACGGGCGUGAACAUCAUGUUUACUUUGAACGACGAAGGCCAGGCUAAAGGAAAAUAA